Messenger RNA from Paramuricea clavata, 10534 nucleotides. NCBI's taxonomy places the organism in Eukaryota, Metazoa, Cnidaria, Anthozoa, Malacalcyonacea, Plexauridae. The record is from the annotation of a GenBank genome assembly.
AUGGCCAUCGCGGUGAAGAAUUUCUAUAACAGUGAAAAAAUCUAAAAUAUCGAAAAAUUCUUACAUUUUAGAUGGCAGUGUUUAUUGGUCAAGUUUGCAUAAUCUAAAGUUAUCGUAUAAAGCCUCACAUUUGGAAUCACUCAACGUUUCUGCAGUUAGGAAUGUCUAUAAUCAUAAAGGGACAGUACAAUACAAAGUAAGUCUGAAUUUCAAUUGUAGCAAAUUUAUAUAUAACAAUAUAUAUAAAUUAAAGUGAAUGAGACAACACAUUUGUCAUCUUCAAACCUGGUUAUAAUCUCAUAAUGACAGGAUAGACUUGUCAACAGUCACAAAAGAAGGCGAUAUCCAAUCGUCUCAAGUUCAAAUGUUUCUGCGGGCACGUGCAAACCGAAUGAAAGACUAACUGACCAAUCAUAUGUCAACAACGAACACGCAGAGCAAAUAUCAAUAUGAUAAGGGCUUUCACUUUGACAAAUAUCCAGACAAUGAACAAUGUCUUGUUACCGAGAAAGAAAAUUUUCACUGACACACCCACCCACCCGUUCAUGUUCCUUGUGUCAGUGACUGGUCUUGUGCACUAUAUAUGCGUACUAACUAAUGUUAUGAGACGACUAUUCAAAAACAAUAUUCAAGAAGGACUGUCGAACAAUUUUCUCAUUGAACAUUAUAAUUGGUUUAUGUUGAAACAAAUAAAUUUUGGUUCGGGGCUGAAGUGUUCCCAAUAGUCAAUUUUAGGCCCAUAGACUCAGGUUAUUUAACGUAUAAGUAUAAUCAGUCGAAUCGUAGGUAUACUGUCCAAGGGGAUUAUCACCCCUUGGUUCAGGUCUAUGUCAGAAGGGGUCGUUACCAGUCUGGCAGGGCCCUAUCGGGGAUUAUAUUCCCUCGGGCAUUCAGUCUCUCCUAGCGGAUCUUAUAUUAUACCCCUGCGGGUUGAAAACAAGAGUCUUUGGGUUGACCAGGGUUUAAGAGUAUAAUGGAUAUAAUUGGUUCACUUCAUCCUGAUCCCAUUCCCCCACAAUAAUUUGUGUUUUACUUAUUUUCGGGCUGUUCUUUCGCGUAUAACGUGCUUGAAUCAUUAAUGGUAAUUAUGGGGAUUUUCAUACAGUAAUGUCUUUCAGUAGUAAAAAGAGUUCACAUCACCAAAUAGAGAAGAGGGUUGGGCGAACUCAAGAUCAGGGCUGAUCUGACUGGAAACCUGAUACCAAAGGGUCUGGAAUUUUCAUCUAUUUGAGAAUGUAUCUUAAAAUCACUCGUUUCUGUUAAUGAUUAGGUAAUCGGUAGAUCUCAUUCUUUCUGGUUCAUAGUGAAUAUCAAAAUCGUGUGAACUUUUACCCUUUUGUCUUCUAUGUGGAAGAAAGUGAUGCCGUUGAAGUCAAACUUCUGACUGACAUGCAAAGAACUAUAUGUUUGAAAAAAUCAAAACACAAAAUAAAUUCAAGAGUAGUUCAGCGGCCCCAACGACUCAACAUGCAGAGACAGCAUUAGGCUUAAUACUACGCCUAUUCUAGCGUUGUAUAUAGUAUAUCUUGAAAUACUCUUUAAUAAAACAUGAAGCAACCGCGAAAGAAUGUUCAGUCAAUCAGUUAUUUUAAUUUUCUCAGCAAUUUUCUAACUAGUUUAACUACAGUAGUUGGAGGAAAUGAUUAUCUAGGCGUUGCACUUGUAUUUAGUCUAUUUAAAUGAUAUUGAUUCAAUAUAGAACAUGCAGCUGCGGACUGAGAGAGACAGAACUACCUGAAUAUACAUAAGCAUGCAGAACGUCAACGUUUCGAGCGAAGGCCCGUCAUUGGGAAGUUAUAGCAUGCAGCUGUCAUGACUUAGGCAUGCAGCUGUCAUGACUUAGGCACUUAUGUACCGACAAUAUAGAACAUUCGCAUCUGAUCUGCAUGUGAUUAGUACGGUCCAGUUUGGGCUUGCUUUGUAAAUCAGAUAGAGAUCAGCUGGACAUCCCAUAUUUAGUAUAUUUAUUAAUAGUUUAUACUCCUGUAAGAUAUAACAAAAUGUUUCUAAUGUUAUACUCGUUUUUUAUCCCCUAGUUCAGUCUAAAAGAUAGUGAUCUGACAAAGAUAAAAACUGCGCCUGGUAUUGACCUUCGUCCUGUACAAUUUCAGGUCCAGGUAAAUUGGAAUUUUUUUCAAUGCAAGUUGAACAAUUAUACUAUAUUGUCUAUAAUCUUUGUCUUUGUCUUAGUCUGUAGUCUAUAGUCUUUGUAUACAAUGCAAAAAAUUUUGACGUAAAACUACUUGAGUAAAAUAAUGCACCCCCAUUUUCUGAUUAAAGAAAAUCUUUACUCAAAACAUUGAAUAAAUCUGAAACUUUAAUAACUUAAAAAUUGAGUAAAUUUGCUCAUCAAUUUGAGUAAUUUUUUAGUCAAAUUGAAUAGCCAACAUACAAUUUUUAUAUAUAGCCAUGGCAAGCUGACGAGACUUGCUUUGUCAGAAAUACAGGAAAAGGCGUUUUACGGGUAAGAAAAUUGGUAUUACCGUUUUGUUAUCAGUUCUAUGUGUGGCGAUAACUUUAAUUUAUCUAACUUGACUGAGAUGAGAGAUCCCAUUCACCUAGCGCAAGGUGAGAUCUCACACACAAUGAUAUUAACACACAAUGAUAUUUUGAACAGCCCCUCAUACUCAUUUCUUCAUUUUAGGGCACCCAGUCAAUGACAGUCCUUCUGGGUUGUCCACCAAGCAUGAAAAUCGAAUUCGAUCCAGAGGCAUCCGUAAAUACAUCAGGAAAGAACCAGUUUUGCAACAAAAAAUACGGAAUCGCUUGCUUCCUAUAUGAACAUAGUAAGUUCAAAUGCUAAAAUUGUUUUGAACUUGAUGUAUCCACCUUUCACGGGUAGCUUGUGAGAGUGAUUAUAGAGAGUGAUUAACGGCCGUUGACAAGCAUUUUGAAAAGGAUUGUCGACUCCCAUUUUGCAAAUGGCAGGAAAAUUGAUUGAAAAUAGACAAGAAAUCAAUGCAAAAAUCGAAGAAGGUACUUUUUCCGUGAGAUGUCCAGGUUAAACCAAAGUGUAUAGCUGUUUGUAAAUUAUUAUUGAGAAUUUGUUUCUGUGCAAAAAAUAUUCUGUAAAAUAUUCUAAAAACCAAAGCGAUAGCGUUUAUAAAGCGUUUAUGACGAUACCUUCACAAGAAAAACAGCGAUUGAAAACCCAGGUAAACGUUGCUUUUAUAUUAAAGUGUCUUACUAGGAAAUGUUGAUCACUCCUGACAGCAUAAUUUUACGACAUUUUGGGAAGCUAACGAUAGCCUAUAGACUUUAAAUAUUUUUUAAAUGUAGUUUACACUAUAAACUACAUUUUUUUGCUAUUUUAUAUAAUUAUAAACAUGGUCUUGGGGAAAGAUUUAUUUAAAGAGUUGUUUUAUAAUGCAUAAUUAUUUCAUUUUCAAACUUUCGCCAGUGGUGGGUCAAUAUCAGUGCUUAUAAUUAUUUCAGCAUUCCAUCCAGUAUUCAACAUUGUGGAUGAAUCAACAGGCAGUAUGACGAGAUUCACGGAGAAAUAUCACCUCGCAAUAAUUGGUGGAGGAAAAGAUAUCUAUUCUAUUGAAGAAUACACUGAGAGUGAUGUAGCGCUGUUUAACUACCAAACACACGGGUAUAUAUGCAUUAGACGUUAACGCUCAACUCAUCAAUGAGCAAGACUCUAGUAAAAGUAAAACGGCUGGUGUUAGACAGAUUAAAUGGUAAAGUAGGGUGCUUUUGGACACAUUGCAGCUUAAUAGUUAACAAGGCAUAUUGGUAGAUACUUUGGUUAACACGUUGAUGCGCUAGACUCUCGAUGCCCUUGAAGUGUUAGUCAUCUGGCUAGACAGAGUAAAGUAAUAAAGCAGAGUUCAUUUGGACACAUCGCAGAUCAAUGGGUUAAACUGCUAUCAAAAUUAGUAUUAAAGAAUUUGUUCUUGUUUUCAUCAGAAAAUAUAAGGUCUGCAUAUAAUACUCUGCAGUACAUAACGACGCAACCAAUUACGAUUUCACUCUCAAACUAGAAAGAGUAUAGAAAGCACUAGGAGACUGCAUACCUCCGCCAGCGAAUUAAGUUAUGCAUCAAUGCAUAAAUUUUACAACGAGCUAAUUAUACGAAUUCAGUUUACUCUACCAGGCAAGGCAAGGCAAUACAAGCUUUUGCUAAUUUCAAAAUUCUCAUCCAAUUUCCAUCCAAAUGUAACCAAAAUGUAAUCAAUAUGUCCUACGCCUUGGACAUGCAAUGUCCAUUAGUUCCACAAAUUUUCAUGUUAACAGACACACGAUUACGCACAGACACACUUUCAAAGCGGAGGAAAACAUUACCACCUGGUAGAGGUAGCCUAAUAGUAAUUUUAGUAAUUUUUAUUUAUACACGAAAUUCAUUUGCUUCUCAGAUCUACUUCAACCCUUAUAUGGACUCCAAAAGCGAAGAAUUUGGGCUCAAUUCCUUCUUUUAAUAUAUCUAAUAAUGGACUCCAGUAAGUAAAGCCUAAUCGUAAUUAAACCAUGCAUAGCCAGGCACUUUGAUAUAGUAUACAACCCACAUACCCGUAUAUCUAAUAAUGUAUGAAGAAAGUACAAAACAAAUUAAUGCUAGCUUAACCGAUGUCUGUAAAUUCGAUAUUUUUGGAUUAAAGCCACUGUUACACGAUACCGGAUCGCUUUGUCAAGACAUCGAAUUUAACGAUUUCAGAAAUUACUUAACACUUAAAAUUGCCAAAAAUAAUAAUGACAAACUAAAACGAAAACUGGAAAAUUUUGUGUGCAGUUCUGAACGGCAUAUGACACAGGCAAUAUAUAUAGACCCGCAACUACAUGGAAACUAGGCUCCCUCUUGAAUUAUAUUUCCUUUUCAGAUGGUUAUGUGGUAGGAAAAGUCCAUGUUCAGAGAUAUCACCCGUGUUUCCACAUUCACCUGAAUUUUACUUCAAACUAGAGUUUUCUACCAGGUACUUAGUUCUUGCUUACUACAAGGUAAAAACCUCACAACUUAUCAACAGGAUGUGUUCGCAACAGGCUUGUGGCAAACUUCUUGACAAGUUGUCAUUUUAUCAAGUUGACUCAUGCAGAACUUGUUAACAAGUUGUAGAAUUGCAAUUGAGUAAACUGCAUUGUAGCAAGUUGUCGACAAGUCGUUCAUAUCUGGUCAACAACCUGGAAAAAAACAGUGCCGGUGCGAACCGAUCCUGAUGACAAGUUGUAGAAACAGCAUUUGUACAAGUCUGCUACAUGCAGGUGCGUGCCAAAUUGUGCGUUCUUAUAUGUGUACUUAAGAGUUGUGAGGUUAUAGGUUGUUCUCAUCACUUGUUAUAACUCCAUAUCUUCUAAAAAUAUUUCAGGGACACGGAGGAUGACAAUUUGAAUUGCGACUUGACGGCUCAAUUUAUAAUACGAAUUCACGGACUUCCUUUGGGUUCCCUGUAUCCUGCUACUGUCAUUGUAGCGGUAGGUCAUGCCUACUUGUCUUACGCUGUGUCUGUUUGUUUUUCUGUCUGUCUGUUUAAUGGCUGUCACUGGGAAAAAAUAGUGAAAAAAUGGAAUUUGCGAUUGAAUCACUAAAUCUAUAGUAUAUCCAUACUAUUUCCAUACUAUAUCCAAAGUAUGGAAAUUGCAAUUAGUAUGAAAAUUGGAUUUCCAUACUAUUUUCAACUAAGAUGGUAAGUAUUUUGAAAAAAAGAUUUCAGUGUGUCUCUAUAUUUAUCUUGUAUUUCAAAUAAUUUAAAGAUCUCUCGUACAACAAUUGCCGACAAAUUAUCUUGGACCGCACUACAAUCACGUGCAAAAAUUAUUGAGACAACAGCACAAUUUCCCCCUUCCCGAGGAUCAGCUAAAAAAAUUUCAACAUUGUUUACGGGGGGAGGGGAGUAAGAACCUAAAAAAGUUGAUAAAAGUUUUUAAAGUCUCGUUACUUUUGCACUUGAUCGUAGGAUCUCACCAAAACCAUUUCUAAUGACACCACUUUUGUACUUCUGAUGUUAUCAUAAAUUGUAAUGACGCUAACCAGAGCGAUAUGGAUUAAUUUGUCCUGGAUCUUUUUCAGAUAUCAGACACAAACCACAGCAACUUAUUUUAUUUUAUGACUUAUUUUUCAGACAUGCAUGGCGUUCAUUACGGCCUAUGUGUUCACGAUGUAUGCGUUUAAACGAAACAAUCACAAAUUAUGGAACUUAACACGUGAUUUUGUCCAUACUAAAAAGAUGAUGGGUGAAAUUUGGAUACGUCAAAAAAUAGGAAGAGCAAAAGUUGAGCCUGCAAUCGAAACAUCUGUUGAGGACUGCGGUAAGUUUAUCGAAAGUAUAUGGGAUAUAGAUUCAUGUCUCGCUGUUUCUGAAUUAUAGGAUUAGCGUCAGCAUAUUCAUAAACAGGGAGGCCGGCAUGCAUGAAUGUUUAACCAUGCACAGUAUGCAGUUGAAUGCAGCUGCACAGGAUUUAAUUCACAAGGAUUGUCGCGGACACAAGGGAGAACCAGGAGCCAACCGCCUCACCACCCAUUAAGUUCUAGUGAAACCCUUUCAAUUAUAUCUGAAUAACUGUGUAACAGAGCUAUAACAUUUCUUCAACCAUGAAACCAUUGGUAUAGGCUAUAUGUACUACUUCAAAUUUAAGACAAAAACUUUAAAGAAAUAUGAUUUCAAGCUACAAAAGGCAGUCAUAUGUUGGUAACCUAAUGCAUCCCCAGUAUUUUGCAAAGUGUCCACAACUGGACAAGGAUAUACUAUUCGGCAAGGAAAUCAGUCGGGAAAAGACACGGCAUGCAUACAUUGGGACAUUUUGUGUAAUUACAUGUUUAAAGUGCCGAUCGAUAACACCAAGUGUUUCCCUUGGAAUGUAUAUUUGGCAUGGGGUCUAAAAGGAACCUCUAAAAUAGAUUGUUAUAGACAUUUUAUUUAUUCCUCUUUCAAAGAUACUGAUGGUAGAAAAGGAGUGUUGUAAGAUAAACAAUGAAAAGUUUUCUCUUCAUCGUAAGUUCAGAAAGUCACGUAUUUAUGUUAUAUACUGUUGAAUAUUUUCGUAUUCAACUUGUUACAAUGUUGACCUUAUCAUAAUAUUUAAUUUAUUAUCAACUUUACACGGUAGAUACUAUAAAUUCCACUUUUUUGAAUAAAAAUGUUCGAAACGUUUCCUACAGGUUCGAACAUUGUAUUGGUAUAAGUUCUUGGAUUUCUAAGUGAUUUAAAUUAACAAUCUAUUUUUUUUUUCAUUUUUGAGAUAUUCACUUUGUUUCAUAUCUAAGUUAGAUAAUUCGUCAUUGGCAGAGUAAUAAUUGCCGAUAUUAAUCAUAUAGACGAUCUCUCUAUUUCAUAUGCUCAUCAUUACACCUUUAUUCUACAAAUUGUCUGAAUAUUUUGAUUUUGCGAAGUUUUCAUGAUGUUAAUGCCUCAAUUCGGUUAGUUAAUAUUUAAGAGAGCUAUAUAUGAGACAGUAAAGCACACACAAUGUUGUGGGAGAAGGGUUGUUGGGGAGAAAUGCUCCGAAUAUAUACUUUCAACUGGUCAAAGUGUCACCCCACAGACUCACAGUUACUCUAAUUAAUGCCCUCGGGGGUCUGGGUCCCCAUAUUGGGCUGUCCUCAGGGGGUCUGGGUCCCCAUGUUGGACUCUAGUGUAAUUAAUGCCCUCAGGGGGUUUUGGUCCCCAUGUUGGGCAAUCCUCAGGGGGUUUGGGUCCCCAUGUUGGACUCUAGUGUAAUUACUGCCCUCAGGGGGUUUGGGUCCCCAUGUUGGGCGGUCCUCAGGGGGUUUGGGUCCCCAUGUUGGACUCUAAUGCAAUUGAUGCCCUCAGGGGGUCUGGGUCCCCAUGUUGGGCAUGAUAUACUUCAAUCUAACAUUUUUAAUGUAUGGUACAUCGAUUUGUGAGUCUAUGGGAUGAGGGUGACCUAUGGGAGCACUCCAUCCCCAAAACCAAAAUUUUUUAUUUUCAAAGACCUUCCACAUAUUUUACAAGUAGUAACUAUUCUACUGUUCAGUAAACGCUGCGAGCAUUGCAGUCCAUGCUAGUCUGUCUUGAUAAUGACCCAUGCAAUAUAACAACAGGCUAUAAUACAGUUUUUUUUUUUCUUUUGUUUUUUUUUUUUUUUGGUUUUUUUCCUACUAAGCUAUGAUAAAGUGGUGCAACAUCAUUGACGGGUGGGGUGGGUGGAAUUUAAGCAAUUUUUUCGCUGUGAAGUGUCCUUCACUUUGGCUCACCGGCAACACAAUGAAGCCUGUAGCCCAGGCAGGAAGCAUAAGCAAACAAAACAGUUGGACCUGAUUGGUCUAUUUUUCCACAUGCAUGGGAAGAAGUGUUUGACAGUGGUUCAUUGUUAUUUACCGAGUGCUUUGCACGUGAGUGAUCACGCGUUUUAAGACUGACCUUUGUGCCUAACCUGGUCAAAUCAAAGGACUUUGCACAACUUUGGUUAUAUCCGAACGCUUGUUUCAUUAACUUAAGUUUAUAAUGCCUAUGGGCACGUAUAAACUUGCUUUAAUGCCUCAAUUCGGUUAGUUAAUAUUUAAGAGAGCUAUAUAUGAGACAGUAAAGCACACACAAUGUUGUGGGAGAAGGGUUGUUGGGGAGAAAUGCUCCGAAUAUAUACUUUCAACUGGUCAAAGUGUCGCCCCACAGACUCACAGUUACUCUAAUUAAUGCCCUCGGGGGUCUGGGUCCCCAUAUUGGGCUGUCCUCAGGGGGUCUGGGUCCCCAUGUUGGACUCUAGUGUAAUUAAUGCCCUCAGGGGGUUUUGGUCCCCAUGUUGGGCAAUCCUCAGGGGGUUUGGGUCCCCAUGUUGGACUCUAGUGUAAUUACUGCCCUCAGGGGGUUUGGGUCCCCAUGUUGGGCGGUCCUCAGGGGGUUUGGGUCCCCAUGUUGGACUCUAAUGCAAUUAAUGCCCUCAGGGGGUCUGGGUCCCCAUGUUGGGCAUGAUAUACUUCAAUCUAACAUUUUUAAUGUAUGGUACAUCGAUUUGUGAGUCUAUGGGAUGAGGGUGACCUAUGGGAGCACUCCAUCCCCACAAAUGAGCAGCAUGCACAUUCCCCAUAGACGAACUCCCUCCCCCUGAAAUUUUUUGAGAUAAAUUUUAAAUAUUGGCGAGUGUGGCUGAGACAUUCAACAGUGUUGACGAAGGAAGUUGUAUAUAUCGUUCAUAACAGUCUGAGGACCACCGACCCAAAGUUUUUAUGAGCCAGGAAGGUAAUUUCGCUGUGGCUGCCGUAGUUGCAGCACCGAUUCUGUAGCUAUGACCGGCAAAGUUUGAAGCGUUGAAUCCGGCUUGACUGAGUAAUUUUCUUGUUUCAAGUGUUAGGGCCUGUUUUGUAAGUGGUUUACCCGCAGAAUUUACAAACAGAGGCCCUGCUUUUGGCUGCCUUCUGGCUAAAUACUGUUUCAUGGCCAAUACUGGGCAGAGAGGUGUGUGUGUUCCUCCAAUACUUAUGGUAUGUCCCACCCGAAAGGGGUCAGUUUUGGAUUCUUUUAUCCGUAUGGACAUAGCAGUGGUUGGUUGUAGGUCGUUGGAAAAAACAACGUCUUCAGGCAUGAGGUGCGAAUCUGAAUUGAAUUUUGAGUUACAAGUUAACUCUCCAAGCCGCAGAAAGCCAAAAAAUGCCAAUGUUAUGGCAGCCCAAACCAUAAUUGAGUCGAAAUGUGUUGUGACAGGUAUUGCCAGCAUCAUGUGAAAAAGUUUUAAAUGAUGGAUUGUUAUUGGAAGGCGCACUCUUUUCUCAUCGCCUUGGGAACGUUUUAUACCCCGAAGAACCAGCUGGAGACGUGACAUCUUUUGACAAUCCAACGGAAAACCAUUUCGUAUGUGAAAAUGACGAACCGCUGCAAGAUAGUUUUUUAUAGAUGUGUGUUUGAUGGUUUUGGCUAAAUAGGCUGAAAAUUGCACGAGUGUUUCUUCACUUGCUGGUAGAAAGUGCUUUCCUUCAUGGGGUCGAUAUAAUUUUACAAAAGCAAUAAACCGUUUCUCACCAGCGCUGUAUGUCUGUUUGGUUGAGGCGGCCACAGACAAAUCAAUGUAAUAUUCUAUGUCAUUCUUUAGAUUUUCAACAGAAGGACUGGAAUUUUUUGAGGGUUGACAUCUGCUUGAGGCAUUAGGAGUCGAAACCUUUGAAACUGGAAACGAGAAAGGGAAUCAGCAAUCUCAUUAUACUUUCCCGGUAUGUGUUUGGCCCGAAGGUAUAUAUUGUACUUUAAGGUCAACAGUGUGAGAUGACGGAGAAGAUCCAUUACCCGGGAAAUUCGCGAUCGUUUGGAAUUAAUAAUGUUGACAACUGAUUCAUUAUCACAGUUCAGGAUUAUCCUUCUGUUUUGAAGGGCUUCCCCCCAUAUGUGACAUGCAACUACUAUGGCAAACAAUUCUUGCCAAGCAAUACUAAUCUCGGGCUGUCCUAAUUGUUGAUGAGGUUCCCAUUUUCCUUGAAACCAUUUCCCCCCGAAAAUCCCCCGUAGCCCAACACCCCCGAUGCAUCAGUGUGGAGCUGAAGGCAUUCAGAGUUUUCCCAUGAAGAAGACAAGAAAAAACUGGCACCAUUCCAGUUAACGAUAAACUGUUUCCACAUCUCGAGAUCCUUAAAAAAGCCUGCACUAAGCUUUAU